This is a messenger RNA of Balearica regulorum gibbericeps (East African grey crowned-crane), 845 nucleotides long. Lineage: Eukaryota; Metazoa; Chordata; Aves; Gruiformes; Gruidae. The record is from RefSeq and is a predicted model, not a curated record.
CGAGCCCUUUGCAGUGCAAUGCCCGGUGCUGGCGAGUGAUGCGCUCUCUGCUCUCAGGUCUGAGAAGACAAGCCGCUGUCGCCAUCAGCCAGGAGCUGAGCAAGCUCGCCUGCCGCAGCACAGGACCCAGCACGUGGAUUAACCAGGUUCGCAGAAGGAGCUCCUUGCUCAGCUCAAGGCUGGAGGAGAAGCCCUUCAGCGAGAUGGAAAUGUCUUACAUCAAGCAAGGAGAGGAAGCUCUCCAGAAAUCGCUCAGCAUCCUCGGGGACCAGGACGGCUGGAAGACAGAGACAGUGAUGGGUAACGGAGACAAAGUGCUGAGCAAGGUGCUCCCGGACGUGGGCAAGGUGUUCCGACUCGAGGUGGUGGUGGACCAGCCCCUGGACGCGGUGUACAGCGAGCUGGUGGACAACAUGGAGCAGAUGGGAGACUGGAAUCCCAAUGUCAAAGAAGUCAAGAUUCUCCAGAAGAUUGGGAAGGACACAGUGAUCACCCAUGAGAAGGCAGCCGCUACCCCCGGGAACAUUGUCGGACCGCGGGACUUCGUGAGCGUCCGCUGCUCUAAGAGACGCGGCUCCACCUGCGUGCUGGCCGGCAUGGCCACAAAAUACGGAGCUAUGCCGGAACAGGAAGGAUUUAUAAGAGCGGAGAACGGUCCCACGUGUAUGAUCCUGCGCCCGCUGGCUGGCAGUCCUUCCCAAACCAAGCUCAUAUGGCUCCUCAGCAUUGACCUGAAGGGCUGGCUGCCGAAGACCAUCAUCAACCAGGUUCUGUCCCAGACGCAGGUCGACUUCGCCAACCACCUUCGGGAGCGCCUGGCCCAGACCGUGGCCGUGAACUGCUGA